Messenger RNA from Gastrolobium bilobum, 1642 nucleotides. RefSeq names its product protein JINGUBANG-like. The coding region runs from base 87 to 1475 and encodes 462 amino acids. Lineage: Eukaryota; Viridiplantae; Streptophyta; Magnoliopsida; Fabales; Fabaceae. Gene Ontology annotation, molecular function: protein binding. The transcript has a single exon. The record is from RefSeq and is a predicted model, not a curated record.
UUCUUUAAGCACAAAUAAGCAAAACCCUUAUAUAGCUACCCAUUUUUUCCUUCUCUCCUUAAUUAUUUUUCUUUAAAACCCCUAAGAUGAAAGGUGGAGGUACCAUGUUAGUAGAAUCAAAACCCAUGCAUAGACCCAAACUAGGAACCUUCUUCCACUCCGAUCCACCGUCAUCGCCACACAACAACCAACAUCAACCAUCACCACCAUCACCGUCACCGCAACGACGUCCAAGUAACGCCGCGACUGCAAGUCCACGUUAUUUAAACAAUGCUUCACCGUACAUGAUGUCACCAUUUAACAACCAAACAACCUCUUCUCCAUUCACCAAGUCUCCAUGGCUCCACAAUGAUAUUGAUAACAACAACUUGUUGUUAGAAAACGAAAACGGCGUCGUGGGGACCCUCGUGCGGAAAGAGGGACACGUGUACUCAUUGGCAGUUUCAGGAGACUUGUUAUACACAGGUUCAGAUAGCAAGAACAUAAGGGUAUGGAAGAAUUUAAAAGACUACGAUGCUUUCAAAUCAAGCAGCGGUUUAGUCAAAGCCAUAGUCAUUUCAAACGAGAAAAUCUUCACCGGUCAUCAAGACGGAAAGAUCAGAAUCUGGAAAAAGAAGAGUAACAAGAAGAAGAAGAAGAAAAGCACAAUAAUAACUAAACACCGUCGUUUAGGGACGUUGCCAACUUUCAGAGACUACGUUAAGAGCUCAAUGAAUCCCAACGACCGCGUCAAAGUUCGGCGACACAAAAACGCGGUUAAGGUGAAGCACUACGACGCCGUUUCGUGCUUGAGCAUCGACGAGGAUCAUGGCUUGUUGUAUUCUGGUUCGUGGGAUAAAACGGUCAAGGUUUGGAGCGUAACGGAUGAUUUUAAAUGCUUGGAAUCGAUAAACGCUCACUUCGACGCCGUGAACGCCGUGGCGGCGGCUGCGGGGUGGUGUGUGUUCACCGGCUCCGCCGACGGCACGGUGAAGAUGUGGAGGAGAGAGUGGGAGGAGGGGAAAGGGAGGAAGAGGAGAACGAAGCACGUGGCGGAACGGGUUCUGUUGGAGCAGGAGAGCGCGGUGACGGCUCUGGCGGUGAACCGUUUCUCCACGGUGGUUUACGGCGGGUUAUCUGAUGGUGCGGUGCAUUUUUGGGAGCGUGGAGAGAAGAAUAUUGGUGUUUGUUACGGUGGGGUUCUGAGAGGACACAAGCUUGCGGUUCUUUGUGUUGUUGUUGCUGGGAACCUUGUGCUUAGUGGUUCGGCUGAUAAGAGUGUUUGCGUGUGGAAGAGAGAGGAGAGUGGUGCACACGCGUGGCUUUCGGUUCUGACGGGUCACACUGGACCAGUUAAGUGCAUCGCAGCCAUUGAAGAAGAAGAAGAGGGUAAUCGAUGUUGUUGUAUGGUGUACACAGGGAGCUUGGACAAGUCCGUCAAAGUGUGGCGCGUGUUUGACGACGCGCCAGAGUUGAGGAUGUUCACCUUAAGGUGAAUGAAUAUAUAUAGAUCCUUAAACAUUUUCAUGUUAAAUUGUCAUAUGAGAGUUUGAUGUUUAUCACUAAUUGUUAACAUAAGGUAAUUAAUGUUUAUAAUUUUAACUGUAAAUGCUGAAUAAUGAAAGCUUUAUAGAGAUAUACCCGAAAUGAGGUUUAAUGUUUU